AUGUCUGGGGACGGUGCCCUCCACACUCCAUACUCCGCACCCCUCGGCCCCCGGACCCAUGAACAUUUACAAUACUCGGGGCCCAAGCCCGAACCCGAGACAUUCGAUUCGGCCCCAAAGCACCCCGCAACGCAGACGGCCGAGUCUUCCUUAAAGUUCGUAUAUCCCCGAAUCGGCUGCGCACUAAUGCAGUUGAUUCGCCGAGAUCGGGAAAUUCUCGGAGAGCUAUCGGAUAGCCCGUCCAAUCCGCGACACGGUACGGAGAACAAGUAA
Molecule: messenger RNA, 273 nt
Organism: Penicillium manginii
Lineage: Eukaryota; Fungi; Ascomycota; Eurotiomycetes; Eurotiales; Aspergillaceae
Exons: 1
Coding region: 1-273 (90 amino acids)
Source: RefSeq, a predicted model, not a curated record